UCGCUUUACGUGGCGAUGUACUCAUCUAUAGGCGCUUGUCAUAGGAACAAUUCUGAACACUGAUUACACUUAACAGUUUGAUGGGAAAUGUUUCACUCGUAGCAAGCUGUGCCAUGCACGCGCAGAAGACAUCUAGAUGUUUUCAAGUGAUGAAAUCUACCGCCUCAGAAGCAGAAAUAGAUGAACUUAAGGAAGCACUGAACGAAAUGAUACUUGCCAAACAGUGUCUUACAAAUGAAUUAUACACGACACGCUUGUCCAAUGUGAAAUUCGCUAAAAAACUAGAUAGGCAGAGAGACUACUUCCUAGCAAAAGACGAAGCUUUGCAACUGGAAAUGAAGCAAAUAAAAUCAACUCUCCAAUCAAUGAAGAGGUCGUUGCAAGCAUCCAACGGUAAGCUUGUACGCCAUCUGCGACGAUGUGCCGGCACUCGUUUCCGUCUGGGGACCAUGUUUCUCCGGAUGCGGUCUACCAAACGAUGGCAUGAGAAACGACGGAAUCGCUACCAGCAAAUGUGUUUCCAGUUCGCAGCGUACGUACAGGAGCAGAAUCGUUACAUGCAAGCCAUUGUGCAUACUCAGUUGAGCUGCGAAAGCAUAACGACCUCCCAUCGGCAGUAUUUUGAUCUGCUGACCCGAUGCUCGCAGUUGCUCCACGAAAACAUGAACUUGAGACUGCUGUUCAUGAACAAGUUGGACGAUAAUAGAGUAGAUUCACCCGGAAAAAGUGAAACGACGCCAUACAGUGAUAUUGCAGAAGAUGAGAAGAUUUUUGAAUCUGGUUCAGAAGAGACCAUUUUUAGUAUAUCUGCAAAAUCCUCAAUGAGGCAGCGUUCCAAGUCUGUGUGAAUGUGCUAAUGUUUUAUUUUAUUUGUGUAUGCAUAUGAAAGAACGGGAAGUAUCAAAUAUUCCAGCAGAAUCCUCGCUUGGUAUUAAAAAAUAUUAUCAUAAGUUUGUAUAAUUGCCAGUUUUGGGGCAAAAGUUCCCA
Topomyia yanbarensis is the source of this 987-nucleotide messenger RNA. RefSeq lists its product as uncharacterized. The coding region runs from base 81 to 848 and encodes 255 amino acids. NCBI's taxonomy places the organism in Eukaryota, Metazoa, Arthropoda, Insecta, Diptera, Culicidae. The transcript is spliced from 6 exons. Gene Ontology annotation, biological process: protein phosphorylation. The record is from RefSeq and is a predicted model, not a curated record. Gene Ontology annotation, molecular function: protein serine/threonine kinase activity; ATP binding.